GCUGGCGCAGCAGUGUUGAGUCAACGCUGCAUCUGGGAGGCUGAGGCAGCAGCAUCUCUGGUGUGAUGUGGCGAGACGGAGAGGGGAUGACAUAGCGACAGCAUCCGCUAACCAUACAGAGCGCAGUUUCCUCUUUAAGUCGGGUUUAACGCGUUUCCGUUAGAUAACGCUGAGUGUUUGCGCCGCCUGGUUCCCGCAUCAGUUGCCAUCGGGCCAACCUCACGGAGAUUUUUGAUCAAAGUUGCUGCUAGCUCGCGUUAGCUCGCCGCUACCCUUCAAACAUUCAAGCGGCCACAUAAAACAUGCGGAGCAUCGAGGCCGAGACCCCUGGGAUAUCUUUAAACGCUUCCCGCAGGACACGACCUUCGGCUGGACGCUGACUGGACUCUGCAGAGCCGCUGUAGAGGACAGAGAGCGACAGAUCUCAAGGACCAGAUUGUCUGCCGAACUUCUUGCCUCCUAAGACAGAUCGCCAGGGACCAUGCUGACCAUCUUGGCUGCUGGCUCUGUGUUUUUUCCAGGCCUUUUCCUUCUGUCCAAACAAUGCCUGAAGUCCAUCCCAGCACUGAGAUGGAGCGAAGGAGACGCGGUCAUCGUAUCGGCCAGGUUGGUAUCAUCAGUUCAGGCAGUCAUGGCUUCUUCAGCUGGCUACAUCAUUGCAUCUUCCUGUAAGGACAUAAUUGAGGACCAGCACUGGCUCACAAGCACCUACAUCAUGUUUGCUGUCCCCUACUUCGUCUACGACAUCUACGCCAUGUUCAUGUGCUACUGGUACAAGCUGCGGGUGAAAGGUCAUGAGGAGGCCUUGGCGGCCCCCCAACACAUGCGCUCAGCAGUGAGGAGUUACCUGCGUCGCGAGUUCCUCAUGGUGCUGCACCACGUUGUCAUGGUCACCGUCUGCUUCCCCGUGUCUGUGUUUUGGCGACAAGGAAAGGGCGACUAUUUCCAGGGCAUAAUGUUCAUGGCUGAGGUCAGCACUCCAUCCGUCUGCUUAGGAAAAAUACUCAUCCAGUACAAACAGCAACACACUCUGCUGCACAAAGUGAAUGGGGCUCUUAUGCUGGUCACUUUUUUCAUCUUUCGAGUCCUACUCUUCCCUUACCUCUACUACGUCUAUGGAAGGUAUGCGUCAAUCCCCUUCCACAUGGUUCCCCUGACGGUACCCUGGCACUGUAAUGUCGGCGCCGCCCUGCUCAUGGCGCCCCAGCUCUACUGGUUCUCCCUAAUCUGCCGAGGCGCUCUGCGAUUAUUCACUGGAGCGUCGCGCUCCCAGCGGCCGCGCGCGCCUUCCGCCGACGCCAAGGAUUACCCGGCGGACAGCAACGCGCUGCCUCAGCCCGCUAACGGCUACAGCGCGCGCUCGACAGAGCCAGAGCUGACCACCCACUGAGAGGAGGAGCGGCGGUGGCGGCGUGGGGGGGAGGAAGGCGAAUGUACCAAUGAGUAUGUAAACAGGAAGGAGAGCAAAAAGUUAAACUUCUAAAAUCACGCUGAAGUGUUUCAGAGCCAGCAAACGGCUAAAACGAAGUGGUGGCUGACCUUCAAGUACUUCAGCUUGGUAGUUUGUAGGAACCAAAUGGAGCUUUAGGGCACCUUAGUAUUUAAGAUGUCAUCAAGCACUGUGACGGAUAGGAACAUGCACUGACCCGGGAGGAACCUGCCUGGAUAUUUAGCAAGUGUAGGUGGCCAUUUCCCCUCAUGUAGAUCAAAUACAGUCCUCGCUGCCUCGUAUUAUAGGAAGAGCAGGAAAAUAGGAAUGUAUUAUAUUGUAUGUUAGUAUGUUUGCUGUAGAUGAAAGGCCCGAUUCAGUUUAGUAACGAAGAAGACCUUCAAAAAAAUAACAAAAAAGGAAAAAAAAAAACCAGCUAAGCAGUAUUUUGACUUGUUAGUGUUUAUCUGUAUCCUCUAUGUAGUCACUGUCACUCUAACAAAAUGUAACCAACCUGCAGACUGACUCAUCUUUAAAGGGAGAUACGUCAUUAUACUGUAUUCUGCUGCCUUACCUCCCCACACUCUUCCAGGUUAAUUUGCAAUUUUAGUUUAGUCUUUGAGAUGGAAAAAAGGCUUCCGUCAGACACCAAAACGUGACGGUUGUACAUAGCAGAUGUAAAACGGUCUUUUCCAUGUCAGUAUUAUGUGAAGGAGGAAAAUAUUACAUUUUAUUUAUUUAUUUUUAUUUGGCUGCACGUUAGCGCUGCUGUAGUGAGAAAAAAUGGAAUGGGAACUCUGCUCAGAUAAAGUUUAAAACUAAUUCAUCAAUAAAGUCGUAAUAGCUAGGAAAUAUUCAUCUUUAAUAUUCAAACAAAAUGUUAAAAAACAAAAAUCCUUAUCCCCAAAAUAAAAAAAAAUAAUAAACAUAUCAUUUUAAAUCCAAAAUCAAAUCAGGCAUUUUAAAGAAAAUUAUUUAUUUUAAAAAAGAAAUGUCUACAUUUUCAACCAAAUCAAAGAAAAUUUAUCACUUAACAAGGAAAUACAAACUUUUACUGUAAUUUCUAAAUUUGAUAAAGUCCCCACUUUGAAAAUUCUGAAGAAAGAUUAUGACUUAAAGACUUUUAAAGAAAACCAUUGACCAAUUUAAAAUAUGGAAGGUUUUUGCAUCUAUUAAAAAUAAUUUUCUUUUUCUUGGAAAAUUUCACAAAAUCCUUAGGAAAGAAGUAGAACUCUGGAAUUUAAAGUUUUUUUUUAAACGCACUGAAAAUUAAAUUAAGUUAAUAUUAGCAAAAAAACAAACAAACAACCUAAAACAUCUUAACCUUAAAAUAUAAAAGUUUACAAUUAAAACAAAGUUUUUUUUGUGUAUUUAAAAAAUAUGGGAAGUUUUGGAUAAAAAUUGUUGGGAGUUUUACAACCAUGAAAUUUAUUUGCAAAGAAAAGGGAAUAAAUCUAUUUCAUUGUUGCACCGGCGUCCAUUUUCAGUCCUUACAUAUUUUUACAACGGUCUAUUACGACUGUUGUAGAUGAAAAAACAACAGUAGGCAAAUUUCUGCCAGAAACAAUUAAAAUUUUGAGAUUAAUUUCCUUUUCUUAAUUUUCUAGAGAAAUGAAGGAAAUUUCUGACCCGCCAAAGUUAAUAAUUUGCUAGAACAAACAAAAAAGUUAAUUUUUGUUUACUUUUAAAACUCAAAACAUGUCCAAAAUGUGAAAAUUUCUGACUAAUUCAUCUCAAAAUUUUGUAUUUUUUUGUCAGCAAUGUACUCCUUUUUUCUGUCUACAAUGGCCAUAAUGCUAAAACAUAAUGCAUCCAAUAUACUUUAGAUGUACCCUGAUCUAAAUGGUUUGAAGCUGCAGGGUAGUGUGCCUCCAAACCACCAGGGGGCCCCAAAGAGUGCUUGAAUAUAGAUGUCAAAACUUUAGAUUUGCAGUGUUGUUGACCAAGAAUGAAUAUAUUGUUAAUGACAUCUUUAAAAUAGUUACAAAUAUCACCACUACUAAUUUACUGUUAUUAAUUAUUUAAAUGUCAAAAAGCGAUGAAGGAUAAAUAUUAGAGCCAAACAUGAAAACAUUAAUUUAAUUGUUGAAGCUCGGGAUGUGAAAUUAGUGCUGGCUGGUGGGUGAUGAGCUCGGCUGGAACGGGGCCCCCAAAUCAAGUUCGGCUUUGGGCCCCGUUCAGUUUUGUUUGGUGCUUGGCAUCAAUUUAUCACUUUCAUCAGAAAAAAUUAUUUAAUUUUUAUCUGUUUUAUUCCAAAACCUGAGUAAUAGUCCUAAUUCCGUGUUUAACUAUACCAGGCCUAAUAUGUUCUCACAUAUUUUAGCACCUGAUUAUUAUUAUUAUUAUUACACAGAUGUAUUGAACAGUAAGCUUUAAGCAGUUGGUUUUACAGUUUAGUGUGUGCAAAUGUCUCAGAAAGGUUUUAGCUGUGCUUCUUGUUUCCGUGUAGUUUUAAUGUCAUUCCAUUCACCGGUGUCACAUUUAAAUCCCAUUUUGCCACAAACAGAUACACACUUCCUGCUUCUUCUUCUUCUUCUUUUUUGUCUUUAUAAGUUCGGUGCUGCUGUUGAUCUUAAAUUAUCCGUUUGCUUGGCAGGACUAUUUCACAAAGGGAUUCACGAGAUUUCAGUAUUUUUAAAUCUUAGUGAGGAGACUUUAUGUGUGAAGGGAAACAAGAAUGGAGAGUUACCUCACGGGGACUGACACGCAGCACAUCUGUCCUUAUUUUCUUCUGUUUGUUUUGGGUUUUUUGUUUGUUUUUUAAAAAUCUUUUCAGACUUUGUGGAAUGCCCCCCGAUCAUUGAGCAUCUGGUUCCAUGAACCACCUAUGAACAAACUGGCUUCUUUUAUCACUUUAUGUUGCUGUAAUGCAGCUACAGAGUCCUGGGAAUUGGUUUUAAGAAAAAAAGGGAAAAAAACAACACACAAAUCAAAGCGUGAAACGAUGGGCUGUGCCGAAGCGUUGGGACCCCUGUUGGCUUGUCGAACACUGAAUAUCCAUUCCCCCUGUUCCAUGGAUCCAUAAAGGUACUGCUUCAAUAUUGGAACAUUUCAACUGCUGUACUGUAUAUUCCAGAAAUGCUUGUUAUUUAUUUGUAAGUAAUUAUUUAUUUAUUUAUUUGGUUUGUGGAUUUGAAUGCAUAUUUAUGCAUACAUAUACUCUAUGCUUCUGAGCCUCAUGUGAAGGCUGUAUUGUUACUCAAACUUAGCUAAAAUAUACUUCUUUCUGUCCUGA
Molecule: messenger RNA, 4664 nt
Organism: Xiphophorus couchianus (Monterrey platyfish)
Lineage: Eukaryota; Metazoa; Chordata; Actinopteri; Cyprinodontiformes; Poeciliidae
Gene: tlcd3bb
Product: TLC domain containing 3Bb
Exons: 7
Coding region: 482-1390 (302 amino acids)
Biological process (GO): ceramide biosynthetic process; lipid homeostasis
Cellular component (GO): endoplasmic reticulum; membrane
Molecular function (GO): sphingosine N-acyltransferase activity
Source: RefSeq, a predicted model, not a curated record